Molecule: messenger RNA, 1041 nt
Organism: Microthlaspi erraticum
Lineage: Eukaryota; Viridiplantae; Streptophyta; Magnoliopsida; Brassicales; Brassicaceae
Source: the annotation of a GenBank genome assembly
AUGGAGAACGGAGAUAUUCCAGAGAACGCCAAUGAACAUUGCCCAGGUCCUCAAUCGGAAACUGCUGGAAAGUCAGAUUCUUGCGCAGGCUGCCCAAAUCAGGAAGUCUGUGCCACUGCUCCUAAGGGACCUGACCCAGAUUUGGUAGGCAUAGCAGAGAGAAUGAGCACUGUGAAACACAAGAUUCUAAUUUUGUCAGGCAAAGGCGGAGUUGGCAAGAGCACAUUCUCAGCUCAGCUCUCGUUUGCCCUCGCGGGAAUGGACCAUCAAGUAGGCCUGAUGGACAUAGACAUAUGCGGUCCGAGCAUGCCGAAAAUGCUAGGCCUUGAAGGGCACGAGAUUCACCAGAGCAACCUCGGGUGGUCUCCGGUCUAUGUGGAAGACAAUCUCGGCGUUAUGUCCAUAGGCUUCAUGCUCCCAAACCCUGACGACGCUGUGGUAUGGAGAGGUCCGCGAAAGAACGCUCUCAUCAAACAGUUCUUGAAAGACGUCUACUGGGGAGAGAUUGAUUACCUCGUGGUCGAUGCCCCGCCGGGAACUUCCGACGAGCACAUCUCCAUUGUCCAGUACCUCCAGGAAACGGGGAUCGACGGCGCGAUCAUCGUCACUACCCCACAGGAAGUCUCGUUGAUCGAUGUCAGGAAAGAAGUGAGCUUCUGCAAGAAAGUUGGAGUUCCUGUGCUUGGAGUAGUAGAGAACAUGAGCGGUUUGUCUCAGCCGUUGAAGGAUGUCAAGUUCAUGAGCUCCUCCAUCGACGUGACGGAAGCCGUGAUUGCUUUGAUAAGGAAGAACUCGCCGGAGCUUCUCGACGUUGUGGUUUGCAGCGAUGUGUUUGACAGCAGCGGAGGCGGUGCGGAGAGGAUGUGUAGGGAAAUGGGAGUGCCGUUUCUUGGGAAAGUUCCGUUGGAUCCGCAGCUUUGCAAAGCAGCCGAACAAGGUAAGUCGUGCUUUGAGGAUAACAAGUGCUCUGUUAGCGCGGCGGCACUUAAGAGCAUCAUACAGAAAGUCCUCUCUGCGAUGCCACCGAUGAUGACUGAGUGA